Molecule: messenger RNA, 1068 nt
Organism: Penicillium odoratum
Lineage: Eukaryota; Fungi; Ascomycota; Eurotiomycetes; Eurotiales; Aspergillaceae
Exons: 4
Coding region: 1-1068 (355 amino acids)
Source: RefSeq, a predicted model, not a curated record
AUGGAGACAAUUCUUUCGCCUGCGCAUUUAUGGCCUGGUGGGGUUCCGUCCACUGUUCGCCUGCACCCCGAUAGUCGUUUGGAUGAAUAUCAUCCAGAAGAAGAAAUCAAAGGAUGGUGCCAGUUUUUGAAGGAAUCGCGGACCCCUCUUUCUUACCCAGAGGAAGAUAUAGCCCAACGGCGGGAUCUUAUAGAAAAAUGGGCGUGUGCAGAUCAAAGCUUUCGUGAUUCUUUCCAUUUGACUGCGUCAUUCCCGGAGGAUUUGGAUACCAGCUUUAAUGGUAUAGACCAGUCUAAACUCUUCGUCUGCCUUGUCGAUAAGCCCUACGAUACUGAGAACUACACCCGCAUCACUAAGCUGCUGAUCCUACUCUACAUCCAUCUCGCGCGCACGUCCAAUCAUCCAUUAAGGUUCGACAAUACCUCUAAACCGCAGAUUCCGGCCUUUAUACUAGACCCUACUAUGGUUGACCAGUACAAGCGACUCCUUGUACCGGAGAACUUGCCUAUGAGCUACUACCUCGAAAAUGCCGACUUCAGCGCAAUGGCCAUGACCCGUACAGGCACUGUUAUCUUUCCGUAUCUUAUAUCAUAUGCAUUCUUUGUGAUUGAUAACCAGAGCUGUCAGGACGGGCUCGUCCGCAUGCUCAACUUCAGCUCUAACGGUCAAAUUAUGCAAGAGGCGCGGAUGCGCCCAUGGCAAAUCGGUCGUCUCACGAUGCUCCAUUCUUCCCUAGGCCAUCAAUGGGAUGAGCUUUUCGAUAGACCCGAAACUUCGCCCCGCUGGAAUCAACCGCGGAAACACGAUAACAGCAUCGAUCUACAACUACCCAUCUUGGAAAUUAUGGCGGUACUCAGUCAGCGUGGGGAUGUGCCGCCGCUUAAUGAUUAUACAUCGGCUGAGUGGACCGAGGACUUUGAGCGGUUUGCGCCGGAGUUCUUAGCCUAUGAGCGUGAGGGCCGGGUGUCAGAUUACGGCUGGGAUCGGCUCAUGGAUGUGACAUACGCUGAUUAUUCCCAUAUUCGCCAUGCUCGACAGCUUGCCGCAGCCUUGGGUCGGAGUAUGUAG